AUGCAGAAUGGCGGGAACACGUGUUACUUCAAUGCAGUGCUGCAGAGUCUCCUUGCACUUGAUAAGCUGCGUGCAAGGAUGUUAGGACCCAAUGCUCUGAAAGGGAACCUUGGUGAGGAACUACAGAAGCUCUUCAUAACGACAACAAAUACCAAUGGCACAAGAGGUGUGCUGAAUCCAGAGAAGCUCUUCUUACAUAUGUGCUUAAUGAAUUCAGAUUUCAGACCUGGCGUGAUGGAAGACAGCAACAACAUGCUUGUUUCCUUGCUAGAUGGUUUGAACAAUGAGGAACCUACAAUAGUUGAGUCACUCUUCCAUUGCCAGGCUGAUAAACAUGUCUCCAGUAAAGAAUGUGAGCACACAUCAGUUACCACUGAGGACCUUAAUCUCAGUUUGGCAAUACCAACAAAGAAGCCUGCAUCAGUCGAUGACUGUUUGGAUUUAUAUGCCGCUGGAGUGAUCGUGGACUGGCACUGCAUGGACUGUUCAGCUGCUUCUGCUGCUAGAAACACCUCUUUGAACCAAGAAGAUACAACAGUCAACAAUGGACAACCUGAACAGCCGGACAACAAAACAUACGGAAAGGAGGAGUGUAGCCAUCUAGCUAACAGUGAUAGACAAGCAAGAGCAACAGAUCAGAACAACGGAAAACUACAGGUGCAUGAUGACUAUGCAAAUCAAAUGGAACAGUGCCAUAAAAACCAGAAAAAAGAAGACAAGAUAUACAGAGAUGCAACAGUGCAGUAUCGCAUUAGCAAGGCUGCACCUUUACUAACCAUUCAACUGAAGAGAUUCGACUAUUCCCACGCAGAUAGGCCAGACAAGUUGGAAGACCGCGUGAGCUUUCAGGAUACGCUUGAUAUAAUAAAGUUCAUGGACCCUAGACAUGUGGAGGAUGACGAGUACAAGUAUCAUCUGGUUGCUGUCAUUGUACACAGUGGACCAAGGUUGUGUGACGGACACUUUUUUGCUUAUGUGAGAGCAAGCGAGAUUGGAUGGCAGCAGCAGGAGAGCCGUGGCACUCCCACGUGGUUUCGUGCAAGUGACGAGAGCAUCACAGAGGUAUUGCUCGAGGAGGUACUGGAGUGUCAGGCCUACAUUCUUUUCUAUGAAAGAGUCGAACAACCAAAGGCCAAUGAAGUUCUAGAAGAGCAUCCGCCAACCGGCCACUGA
This is a messenger RNA of Triticum turgidum subsp. durum (durum wheat), 1173 nucleotides long. NCBI's taxonomy places the organism in Eukaryota, Viridiplantae, Streptophyta, Magnoliopsida, Poales, Poaceae. The record is from the annotation of a GenBank genome assembly.